GCCUCUGCUCCGGCUGGACUGACGCGGAGGAGGCAACGAGAAGUCCGGUGCUGGGGGCUGGUUCCGGAGGCAGCAGUAGCUGCUGUGGAUGGGAGCGGACCGGCUCCGUGUGCCCAUGGAGCGCCACGGCUGGGCCGCCGCCACCUCCGCUUCGUCGACCCGGGAGCCGGCGCCCGAUGAGGCAGAUGGGCGGCGGCAGGAGCCGCCGCGGCGGCGGGCGAACAGCGUGUCGGCCCCCGGGGUCGGAGCCUCGGCCUUGACUGAGGAAGUAAGGCGGGACCGACCUGGCUCCUACAGCGGCGCUACCUCGGUCUCCCGCCAGCGCGUGGAAACACUCAGGAAGAAGCGGCCGCUUUUUCCAUGGUUUGGCUUGGAUAUUGGUGGAACCCUAGUCAAGCUGGUUUAUUUUGAACCCAAAGACAUCACUGCUGAGGAAGAAGAGGAAGAAGUGGAAAGUCUUAAAAGCAUUCGGAAGUAUCUGACCUCCAAUGUGGCUUACGGGUCCACGGGUAUUCGGGACGUGCACCUGGAACUGAAGGACCUGACUCUGUGUGGACGCAAAGGCAAUCUGCACUUUAUACGCUUUCCCACUCAUGACAUGCCUGCUUUUAUUCAAAUGGGCAGAGAUAAAAACUUCUCAAGUCUCCACACUGUCUUUUGUGCCACUGGAGGUGGAGCGUACAAAUUUGAGCAGGAUUUUCUCACAAUAGGUGAGCUUCAGCUUUGCAAACUUGAUGAACUAGAUUGCUUAAUAAAAGGAAUUUUAUACAUUGACUCGGUUGGAUUCAAUGGACGGUCACAGUGCUAUUACUUUGAAAACCCUGCUGAUUCUGAAAAUUGUCAGAAGUUACCGUUUGAUUUGAAAAAUCCAUACCCUCUUCUUCUGGUGAACAUUGGCUCUGGGGUUAGCAUCUUAGCGGUAUACUCCAAAGAUAAUUACAAGCGGGUCACCGGUACCAGUCUUGGAGGAGGAACAUUUUUUGGUCUCUGCUGUCUGCUUACUGGCUGUACCACUUUUGAAGAAGCUCUUGAAAUGGCAUCUCGUGGAGAUAGCACUAAAGUAGAUAAACUAGUGCGAGACAUUUAUGGAGGAGACUAUGAGAGGUUUGGACUGCCAGGCUGGGCUGUGGCUUCAAGCUUUGGAAACAUGAUGAGCAAGGAGAAACGAGAAGCUGCCAGUAAAGAGGACCUUGCUAGAGCAACUUUGAUCACCAUCACCAACAACAUUGGCUCGAUAGCAAGAAUGUGUGCCCUUAAUGAAAAUAUUAACCAGGUGGUAUUUGUUGGAAAUUUCUUGAGAGUUAAUACGAUCGCCAUGCGGCUUUUGGCAUAUGCUUUGGAUUAUUGGUCCAAGGGACAGUUGAAAGCACUUUUUUCGGAACACGAGGGUUAUUUUGGAGCUGUUGGAGCACUCCUUGAGCUGUUGAAGAUCCCCUGAUUGUUACCUGGGAAGGGGGGUUCCUGGAACCUUCCAUAUUGGGAUCUGUGAACUUCUGUUUUUUAAGAGCCUUACUUAAUUUUAUGAUUGUUUAUUACCUGAAUCAAAGCAAGAAAGGACAAGGGACUUUUUCUAAGUCAUCAAGAUAAAUCCUUAAUUCAGUCCAAACUAGUAACCAGUAAGGAAAGAUUUAUAUAUAUGUAAAGUGGACCAUGCUCAUGGAAGUGAGGAAUUGCUGUAUAAUACCUGCUGUAUAUUUUUGAAAUUCAGUGUCACUCACUGGAGGCACUUCAAGGGCAGAGCUCUUCUUUGUUCACCUGAUUGUGGUUUUGUAUGCCAUUGAACUGGGUAAAUGUAAGAGAAGUUACCAUGUGCUGUAAUCUAAUCACAGUUUUGUCAUUACUGUCUUGGAGACAUCACCUGUUCAUGAACUCUGUUGUGUAUUUAGCCUUUGUGUGAACAUACUGAAAAACGUGUAUUAUUUCAAGAUUCUGCGGACUUAAUUGGGCAGGUUAAUUCUGCAUCUGUAAUUUUGACAAUUAAGCAGCUUUCAGAAGGACAGUUCCAGUUUACUUCAUGCCAUAAAUCCUAGGCAGUUCUGUUUGGAAGGACAGGACUUGUGAGGGCGGAAUUAAAUUGGGUAUUGGGCUUACUAUUGACCUGAUGGAAGUGAAGUGAGUAAACUGGGACCAAAUGAAUAAUCUGGAAGGCUAAAACCAGACAAAAGGCUGCCUUUUUUUCUCCCAGGAAACUGGGGAGAAUCUGGUUUCACUUUCAGGCUAAUAGAAAUGAAGGAGUUGAGGUGUCCACUAACUCAUGGGGAGCAAGGUGGGUUCUUCCCGCCUUUCCCUCCCACUCCUGCUCUGGCACGUGCCAGCCCUCCAGGUGCAGUCGUGAUUUCUCUGGCUUGCUCAGAAGGCUGCUGCUUUGGGAGACAGGUUUUGAGGUUGAGUAUUGAUAAACUCUGGACCUUUUCUUUCUGCUGUGCAGAAUAAUUUUUAAAAACCUUCCCCUUGGAGAUGGGAUAUUUGUGUCUCAUUUUGUAUAUAAUUUGGUGCCUGUAUUGCCGUUGAAGGCAAUUAAGAGUCUAUUAAAGCAGCUUUUCCUUUUUUUUAACCCCCACCCUAGGACACGCUUACUGAUUUUAGGGGAGGGAGGGAGAGAGAAUCAUCAGUGUGAGAAACAUUGGUUGGUUGGCUCCUGCACCUACCUAGACUGGAGACCGGUAUAAACUCGAAACCGAGGCAUGUGUCCUGACGGAACCAAACCCCAUGACUUUUUGGUUUACUGGACAGUACUCCGACCAACCGAGCCACACUGCCAGGACUAAAGUAGAUUUUGAACCAGAAGGAAAGUCCAAGCUUCUGUGGUCUCCCUGCAUCCCAUUGUUACUGGCAUAGGAGUCCAGUGGGGAACUUCCAAGGGACAGAAGAGUGCAGGGGGCCGGGCUGGGAUCCUGGUGCCUCCCAUGUUGGCCGCGUGGGGGCAGCAGAGGCCCGUGGCUUGUUAGGGCAUGGCCAUUUCCCCUGCUGUUGGGCCCGAUAGUGCGAUAGUGCGUGGUCCCUGGUACCUGUGGGUUGUGGGUGCUGCUGUCCCGGUGCAAAUACUAGAGCUGGAGGGCCGUUG
Pteronotus mesoamericanus is the source of this 3064-nucleotide messenger RNA. It is a transcript of the gene PANK2, whose product is annotated as pantothenate kinase 2. The record is from RefSeq and is a predicted model, not a curated record. The transcript is spliced from 7 exons. The coding region runs from base 89 to 1438 and encodes 449 amino acids. NCBI's taxonomy places the organism in Eukaryota, Metazoa, Chordata, Mammalia, Chiroptera, Mormoopidae. Gene Ontology annotation, biological process: coenzyme A biosynthetic process. Gene Ontology annotation, molecular function: ATP binding; pantothenate kinase activity. Gene Ontology annotation, cellular component: cytosol; nucleus.